AUGCUAAUCAAUCAAUUAGAGUCUCGUGAACGAUUCGAGAACGAAAUAAAUGAUACUAUAAAUCAAUUUCAAAAAAGAAUACCAAUCAGUUUUACUCAAACAUUAGAUCUUAUUCGUAUGACUACACAAGGAAAUGCUCUAUUAGCAAUGUUUUCAUCGAAUUGGAAUUUAAGCAGAGCUGGAAUAGACACAGAAAGAAAUAGUUCAUUUGUUACUAUACCUAUCAUUCAUAACAAUACAGAACAAAAUACAAGUUGUUCUUGUGCUACUUUACAAACUUGCACAGUACCAGCACAUUUAUCUAGUUCUAAUGAAACGAUGAUCAUUGAUGGCAUGGUAUUUGGUUGUUAUUUAUUAGAAACAGUAUUACUUUCAUCAUUGUCUUGUUUCUAUUCUGAAACUUGCAUUAUUAAUGUUCGAAAUUUACUAGGUGCACGUCCUCCUACUUCACAACAAUUAAACGAUUCGUUGACACGAUUCAAUGUCCAUGAUACAAUCGAGACAAUGGCAUAUCAAAUGUUUAUCGAAUCAUGGACAAGUAAUGUAUCUUAUGAAAAUUUUUACGAAAGUUGUUCUCCAAAUUAUUGUGUCUACACAUACCGUUCUCGAUUCGAUGCACCUAAAAUGUUAACUACAUUUUUGAGUGUAUUUGCUGGUUUGUCUUUUGGAAUUCGAUUCGUUGUUCCUUAUCUUGUGAAAAUAUUUCAAAAGAUCAAACGUCGCUUUCGUAUCGAACCAACGCAAUGA
Adineta steineri is the source of this 747-nucleotide messenger RNA. The record is from the annotation of a GenBank genome assembly. Lineage: Eukaryota; Metazoa; Rotifera; Eurotatoria; Adinetida; Adinetidae.